CGGAGGACCAGUCUUUGAGGUCUGCCCGCCUCAGUCUUGAGCAGUCUUACGUAGGGUGAGGACUGUGCUGCCGGCCUGAGCAUUCUUAUACCUGGGGAGUAUGGGCUCGGCGUCUUGUGUGAUGGUGAUGGUGAUGGUGGUGGUGAUGGUGAAAGGCUUGAGUAUGGACGCAGAGGCCGCAGGCAGCCUCGUCCCUUUCCAAUAUACGCGUAGGUCUGUCCUUGAUCAGAAGGGCAGGUACGUGGUCAUGUGGGCGCCCAGAGAGAAGGAUAUCAUCUUCGAAGUUCAGGUGGCGACGAAGGGGUACGUGGGCCUCGGGUUCUCCUCCAACGGCGGGAUGAAGGGCGCCGACAUCGUGCUGGGCUGGGUGGACGACUCCGGAAAGGUCUUCCUGCAUGACCGGCACGCCACGGGGUACGCGGUACCGGUCAUCGACGAGUCCCAGGACGUGACGCUGCUGGGAGGGUACCAGAACGACACCCACACAGUGGUGAGGUUCUCCCGCCCCUGGACCACCUGCGACACUCUCUCAGACCUCCAGCUGGCCGACGAGACGGUGAAGCUGAUCUGGGCCUUCUCCUCCGAGGACCCGAAGGACGAGAUGACGAUGAAGAAACACAGCGAGCGAGGGACGAAGAGCGUCCUCUUACAGUCUCCCGAGCUCGUCUUCCCGACCCCUGAGGGGGACGUGAAGGCCUGGGACCUCCUCUCUCCCAACGUUAGUCUGCCCAACGACCUGCCGACCCUGUACUGGUGCAGCGUGGUCAAGAUCCCGCCCCUCGCCUCCAAAGCCCAAGCCAUUGGGGUCAUACCACUGAUCGAGGAGAAGAACGUGCAGCACGUGCAUCACAUCCUGGUGUACGAGUGCCACGUGCCUGAGAGUGCCAGGCACUUCGAGAAGUGGGUGGGCGUGCCGGGCCUGCAGUGCUACGGCCCCAACAUGCCAGUGUCCUGGACCUACUGUGGCACUCCGGUCUUCACUUGGGGCAUCGGUGGGGAAGGCGAUUUAUAUCCGGAAAACGUGGGUCUUCCCCUGGGGGAGGAGAACGGAGGAGCCACCUAUUUCUUGAAGGAAAUUCAUUAUGACAAUCCUGACCUCAAGCAAGAUAUCGUGGACGCCUCGGGUCUACGCGUCUUGUAUACGGAGACGCCGAGAGAGUACGACGCCGGGGUGUUGACCAUUGGCCACUCCAUCAGCCCCUUGCUGGUCGUGCCUCCUGGAACACACUGGCUCACUGUGGGCAUCUGUCACCCCGACUGUACCCAACAGGGGCUGCCUGAAGGUGGAGUGAAGGUGUUCGAGGUGUUGCUUCACUCACACAUGCUGGGGUCCAAGAUGAAGAUCCGUCAGGUUAGGCAGAACCAGGAGCUGCAACCACUCGUGAGAGACCUGAACUACGACUUCAACUACCAACACUCGCGGUCUGUGAACAACGUCAGUAUUCUCCCAGGGGACAUACUCAUCCUCGAGUGUGAGUACGACUCCACCACCCGCGACUUCACCACCUUCGGUGGGUUUGGCACAGAGGAGGAGAUGUGCCUGGCCUUCCUGACCUACUACCCUCGGAGCCCGUUAGCUGUGUGCUUCUCUAUGCCUCACAUCAAGGACAUCCUCGAGGGCGUCGGCGUUGACGACACCUAUGACAAUCGCGUGCAGAUAGGCAGCGGCAGAGGGCACGGGAGCGAUAUCAACGAAGAGGCGGAGGCAGUGGCGGCCGCUGCGCUCUUGUCCGGCGAGACGACUCUUCAGACAAAGAACCUGGCGCUCUCCAAUGUUUACUUCCGCAUGGUGGCCAAGGCCCCGGACAAAUACCAUAACCAGACGCUGCACAAGAUCCUCAACGACAGGAACACGUGGGGCGACAACCUCCUGACGGCGACGCUGCAGGAUAAGAUCAUUAACGACCUCCAAGUGGCCAAGUGUAUGAAGAGGGACGGCAAACUAUCCGGGGUGCCGGAAAUAUUCCUGUACCCGGGAUUCAUUCCGCUUGACCCACCGGCAGAGAAUUGUGGCGAUGGAACAUUCUAAGGUUUCUGCAAAUAUAAUGAUAAGAAGCAAGUGGAGAGAUGGAGCUGGAGUACCCACCUGGGUCGACGACCCCACACUGCUGACCGCUGCUGCUGGGGACCUCCAGAGGGGUGAAGGCUGGGUAGGGAACCGCUUCAACAUCCUGCCGGAGACGCAGAAGGUCAUACACAACUAACCUCGCUGGAAUCAAUCUUCAAGCUAUAAUCCCUAAAUUUCAACCAAUAAAGUAGUUUUGACUCAUCCAA
This is a messenger RNA of Procambarus clarkii (red swamp crayfish), 2274 nucleotides long. Its product is annotated as MOXD1 homolog 1. Gene Ontology annotation, molecular function: dopamine beta-monooxygenase activity; copper ion binding. NCBI's taxonomy places the organism in Eukaryota, Metazoa, Arthropoda, Malacostraca, Decapoda, Cambaridae. Gene Ontology annotation, biological process: octopamine biosynthetic process; dopamine catabolic process; norepinephrine biosynthetic process. The record is from RefSeq and is a predicted model, not a curated record. Gene Ontology annotation, cellular component: secretory granule membrane.